CGCAAUUACAAUUGCACAAUGAUUUUUGUUGUUCCGUAUUGAAUCACAGCUAAUAUCCUUGCUUACUGUUCGUAUUCUACACCUAAUAUUUCUGAAAAUGGCCUCCGUUCAAUUCAAAGUAGACUGGCAGUCGACAAAGGACACUAUCUUAGAAAGAAACCGUCACAUGUUCAACAAUCCAGACAUGAGCGACAUCAGCUUUACCUGCGAGAGUUCAGACAAGAUAUUCUAUGCUCAUAAAUACGUCUUGAGCACAAGUAGUGCCGUGUUUCAUGCUAUGUUUUAUGGUGGCUUGGCCGUGAAAGAUUCGCAGAUUGAUUUGUCUGAUACAAACAAAGGAAGCUUGGAGCAAUUCCUGCGAUUUCUCUACACAGAGGAAUGUACACUAGAUUCAGACAAUGUCGUCGCAGUUUUGUAUUUGGCAAAGAAAUACAUCGUGCCGUCGCUCAGUAAGAAAUGUGUUGAUUUCUUAGGAGAGAAUUUAAAUGCUGAAAAUGUGCUGAGCGUUUUGGAGCAAGCGGUUCGAUUUGAUGAGAAGGAAUUUGAGGCUCAAUGUUGGAAGGUUGUCCAGUCGAACGCAGACAAAGUUGUAACCUCAGACAGCUUCAAUAACAUCAGUCAAAUGACCUUGGCAAAGUUAUUGAAGCAAGACGUACUAGACGUGCCGGAAAUCAAUUUGUUUCAAGCUGUUCUUAAAUGGAUCGAUUUCCAAUGUUCGCUUAAGAAGUUGAAACCAACAGGCGAGAACCGAAGAAAUAUCAUUGGCGAGGCAAUCUAUUACUUUCGAUUCUUUUCCAUGACCAACGCGGAGUUUGCAGUGAAUGUUUCAAAAACUGGUAUUCUAUCUCCUGAAGAAUUAGUUCCAAUUUAUGAGAAAUUUCUUGGAAUUGAUUCACCUGAACUAAAAUGGAAGCUACCGAAUAGAACUACUAAACGGUCUAAACCAAACACAAGGUUUCCCAGAUUUCCAAAAGGUUCAGAAAGUAAUGGUUGGAACUAUACUACCGAACCGGAUCGUCUGUGUUUUUCUGUCAAAAAAGACGCAUUUUUACUGGGUGUUCGAUUGUUUGGAGACGAGAAGAAGAGUGAAUAUGAGGCCACUUUUGAAGUCAAAAACUCCAAAGUGACUGGAACGUUUACUUCUGAAACGAAUCAAGACGGUAUUCCUGGUUUUGAUGUAAUGUUAAAUGAACGAGUUGCACUGAAGAAAGAUGAAGUUGUAACACUAUCUGCCAAAAUAAAUGGAGCUAAAUCAUUCUAUGGGUCAAGUGGGUUUUCAUUUGUUACUCUCGAUGGCGUCUCUGUGACAUUUAUUAAUGCUCCAUCACCAAACAAUGGAACAAGCAUUACAGGCGGACAAUUUCAUGAAAUAAUACUUUCGAUAUAGCAUUCACGGUUCUUCUGCUGUGAUAUGUUUCCCGCAUGUGAUCAGGCAAAUUGACUGAAAAGCCAAAUUUGGAAUAUAUAUUGUAGUCUAAUAAAAUAUGGAAAAUAAAUUGCAAUGCAAGUCUGAAUUAGACGACGAAUUACUUCAUCAUUUAUUAAAAUUAUUCUUAAACCCCGUU
Dendronephthya gigantea is the source of this 1565-nucleotide messenger RNA. RefSeq names its product BTB/POZ domain-containing protein 6-B-like. NCBI's taxonomy places the organism in Eukaryota, Metazoa, Cnidaria, Anthozoa, Malacalcyonacea, Nephtheidae. Gene Ontology annotation, cellular component: cytosol. The coding region runs from base 98 to 1387 and encodes 429 amino acids. Gene Ontology annotation, biological process: neurogenesis. The record is from RefSeq and is a predicted model, not a curated record. Gene Ontology annotation, molecular function: protein binding. The transcript has a single exon.